Molecule: messenger RNA, 1776 nt
Organism: Aspergillus puulaauensis
Lineage: Eukaryota; Fungi; Ascomycota; Eurotiomycetes; Eurotiales; Aspergillaceae
Product: Zn(II)2Cys6 transcription factor
Exons: 2
Coding region: 1-1776 (591 amino acids)
Biological process (GO): DNA-templated transcription; regulation of DNA-templated transcription
Molecular function (GO): DNA binding; zinc ion binding; DNA-binding transcription factor activity, RNA polymerase II-specific
Source: RefSeq, a predicted model, not a curated record
AUGGACUCCCCUGAUAGCAGCUCUCCCCGCUCGGUGUCUGUGGAGGCCCGGUAUAAAAGACCGCGGUCCAGUAUAGCCUGCAGGCUUUGUCGCGCGCGCAAAGUCCGCUGCGACGCAGCUGUUUCUGGGUCUCCGUGUACAAACUGCAGUCUCGAUCAAGUUCCCUGUGAGAUUGUCCCUGGGAGGCGGCGUCCUCGGAAGCCCUGCGCGCAGUCGCACUUCCAGUCACCACUACCAGAAUACAUCCAGCCCAUUCCCUCCCAUAUCGGCGAAGACGAGCUCACCUACCUCCGUGCAAAGGGCGCACUGCGUUUACACAGCCCGGCUGUCCGCGACAAGUUAUGGCAAAGCUACUUCGAGCUGGUACAUCCCACUCUGCCUGUCCUGGACCGUGCCGCAACGGUCGCAUCGUUGAAGGCUGCAGAGGGCGCAUCCAAGAUCAGUCUUUUGCUGUUCCACUGUGUAAUGCUGAGUGCCCGACUAUUCCUCGAUGCCCACGAAGGCAGGCAUACCAAGCCAGCAGCUCUUCGUGCGAUGUUCGAUCGCGCCCGUGUGUUAUUUGAUAUGGGGUAUGAGACUGAUCGGACCCUUUUGGUUCAGUGUCUGCUUUUGAUGUCUCUAUAUCCGCAGCCAAUUAAUAGCCCAAAGGGCUCACUCAACCUCGUCUCACAGGCAGUUUCGCACGCAUAUGUGCUGGGAUUACAUAGAAACCCGGCGAGAUUCUCAGAGGAUAUUCGUGACAGAAGUCGGCGCAAGCAGCUAUGGUGGAGUUUGUAUAUUCGAGAGCGGAUGGUACUGCUUGACCAUGGGUCGCCGUGGAUUAUCAAUGAGCGAGACCACGAUGUCCCAUUGUUGACACUCGACGACUUCGCCCAUGACCCUUUAUGUAGCGAGAUGAACGCCAAAGACAUAUUUACGCCGGAGCACAAUGCCAGUUACCAGCGAAAGCUGGCGCUUAUGCUCAUCGAACGAUCCAAACUAGCAGUCAUUGUUGGAAAUCUCGCUCCGAUAUCGACCAAUAUUACACAUAAACACGACCAACCCUGGCCAUCUAUCCACCCCGGAGUAUCAGACUGUGAAGAGGUGCUCAAAACCGGCCAACUGCUCGAUAAAUGGGUAGCGAGCCUGCCCAUGGAAGUUGCCUGCCUACAACCGAACAGCUACGCUAACGGAGAGAGCGACAUGAACAGCCUGCUCUCCGUCCACAUCACCUCCCUAAUGCUGCUCUACCACCUCGCCUCAAACCACUGGGCCGUGCUCCGCUGGUUCCAAGUCUCAUCCCCAACUCUAGACGUAUCCGAAUCCGCCAUUAAAACCCUCUGGACAACGACCUGGCCGAUAAUCCACUUAAUCGACAACCCGCCCGCCCAGCAGCCGUUCGCGCAUAUCCAGCUCCUCGCUCCGUCUCUGGUCCGCCCUUUGCUCCUAUGCGCUAUGUUAAGCCGCAGUACCCCGUUCUGGCUACGGCUCUCCUCUGAUACGGGGUACAUACCCUCCCUGUUUGAAAGAAUCGGGGACGCGGAUCCGUACUUUAAGCAUGCAGUCGAUUAUGCACGCAAUGGAUUAGACCAGGCUGCGACCCCAUUGUCGCCUCCUGAUUCGCGUACCGAGGGUGGCUCUGAAGACCUUGAGAUAGAUACUAUGAGCCCGGAUACCGCGACAAACGUGUUUGAUGAGCUGUUUGCCAGUUGUCCGUCUGAUGUUGAUAUCACCGGGCUAGAGGUCCCGUUUUCGGAUGAGCUGCUGCUUGCAUUGGAGCCUGGAACAGUCACCUGA